Myotis davidii is the source of this 903-nucleotide messenger RNA. RefSeq names its product protein phosphatase, Mg2+/Mn2+ dependent 1N (putative) (gene PPM1N). Gene Ontology annotation, biological process: protein dephosphorylation. NCBI's taxonomy places the organism in Eukaryota, Metazoa, Chordata, Mammalia, Chiroptera, Vespertilionidae. Gene Ontology annotation, molecular function: magnesium ion binding; protein serine/threonine phosphatase activity; manganese ion binding. The record is from RefSeq and is a predicted model, not a curated record.
AUGUCUGGGCCGGCCUGCAGUGACGAGGCGGGGCUAGAGCGUCUGCUCAGGCCAGCGCAAAAGGAGGAGGGGUCAGAGGAGGAGGAGGAGGGGCGCAGGGCUCCCAAAGGGCCUCGCCUCCCUCGGUUCCUCCUGGACGCCCCGCGAUGCGCUCAGCGGCCGCACCGGGGUGAGGCAGCCUCUUGGGGCCUGCGCUUCGGAGCGAGCGCAGCAGGUCGGCGCGCGCGCAUGGAGGACGCGCAUUGCGCUUGGCUCGCGUUACCCGGGCUGCCCCAGGGCUGGGCUUUCUUGGCUGUCCUCUUGGCUGUCCUCGACGGCCCAGGCGGAGCGCGAGCAGCCCUCUUCGGCGCGCGCCACCUGCCCCGGCACGUGCUCUUGCGUGGGACCCUCCGCCUGGCUUUCUGGAGCGCAGACGCACGCCUGCGCUCGCUCUGGCCCCGCGGCGAACCAGACGGCUCUACCGCGGUGGUGUUACUCGUCUCCCCGCACUUUCUGUACCUGGCACACUGCGGUGACUCUCGCGCGGUGCUGAGCCGCGCUGGAGCUGUGGCCUUCAGCACCGAGGGCCAUCGACCCCUCCGGCUCCGGGAACGCGAGCGUAUCCGUGCGCUUCUCUGCGCGCAGCUGUUGGAUACGUGCCUGUGCAAGGGCAGCCUGGACAACAUGACCUGCAUCCUGGUCUGCUUCCCCGGGGGGGUCCCCAGGCCUUGCAAGGAGGAAGCGCCGUGUUCCUCUGCCCAGGAGCCCCCCAGCCUGAACAAGGUGUUCAGGACUCUGGCCUCUGAGGACAUCCCGGAUUUACCUCCUGGGGGAGGGCUGUACUGCAUGGCCGCUGUCAUCGCUGAAGCUUAUUCUCAGCUCUUCCAGGCCUCAGGGCAGCGCUGGGCGGGGCCCACCUCCUAG